UGCACCUUUGACUAGUAGUGUUAAGACAUUUACCAUGAGAGGAAUCACCGAAAAUGCAGUGAGGGACAUCUUCGAACACAUCAAGAAUAAAGGCACCAUAGUUGACAAGCCACAGGAAGAAAUUGUUGAGAAUGGCGAACAUUUGAGGCACUUAAUUGGAAUUGUGAAGACCAUAGAAAGCAGCCUCCGGAAGAGUUCAGGGUCUGUGAGGGCUUUUGGAGCGAGUUUGAACCUUGUGGACCUUGCUGGAAGUGAACGCGCCUCCCAAACAAAUGCAGAUGGUGAAAGAUUGAAGAAAGGCAGUCACAUUAACUGUAGCUUGUUGACGCUCACAACCGUUACAGGAAGCGAAGCGGUGGAAAAAGAAGUGGUCACAUACCAUAUAGGGAUUCAAAACUUACUCGACUACUGCAGUCUUCACUUGGGGGAAAUGCUCGGACAGCCAUUAUAUGCACCAUUAGCCCAGCCUUGAGUCAUGUAGAGCAAACAAGGAACACACUCUCGUCCGGAGAGAAAUGCUGACAGCGGACGAGAGAGAAAUGCUGUACGCGAAAUGGGUGAUUCCAUCCGGACGGAAACAGAGUAGGCUGCAGCUGGUGAACAAGUUGUGGACACACCCCCAUAACAUGCAAAACGUGCAGGAAAGCGCUGAAGUUGUUGCGAAGCUGGUAGGCUUCUGAAAAUCGGGUGAGCACAUUAGCAAGGGUAUGUUUGAACUGAAUUACCCGUCGGAUAAGAAGACGUGGAUGGGGUGGAACUUGAUAUCAAAUCUUUUGAUUCUGUAAACAAGAACUCAAGUGGUUUCUGUUCACUGUUGUUGCAAAUGAAGGUUUUGUUGUGUACAUUUUUGUCACGGUCAGGAAUUGCCAUGUAUGUAUUACUUUGAUGCAAUGAAUGUAAAGGGUUAUUUUACUA
Pyrus x bretschneideri (Chinese white pear) is the source of this 915-nucleotide messenger RNA. RefSeq names its product kinesin-like protein KIN-7B. Bases 35 to 472 code for a protein of 145 amino acids. NCBI's taxonomy places the organism in Eukaryota, Viridiplantae, Streptophyta, Magnoliopsida, Rosales, Rosaceae. The transcript is spliced from 6 exons. The record is from RefSeq and is a predicted model, not a curated record. Gene Ontology annotation, biological process: microtubule-based movement. Gene Ontology annotation, molecular function: microtubule motor activity; microtubule binding; ATP binding.